AAGCGUAGCACAGAAAUCCCACAAUCUGAAAAUACUAGUGCGCGUGGUAGACUUUAAUUCGUAACGCAAACGACGUCAUUACUCGCCUGUUCCCAAACGCAGUAAAAUCGAAAUCUGCCCAACUUUUGACAAAAUCUCAAAAUAGUUGUUAAUUAGCGCAGCUGAGAACGUGAGAAACACUCCGGAAAGGUGAAGGAGAAUUAAAUCAACAUUAUGUCAUCCCGUCGCUCUUUGCCCUACGCCGGCAUAUUGGCCGCUUUGGUGUUCGCCGCCGCGGCAGUACAUGGCUCGCAAUAUUCAUCAAAUAUGUUUUUGAACGGCGAAUAUAAAAACGGUCUGGCCUCCCAUCCGGACGAGGACUAUCGAUCGAACCCAGCGGCAGCCUUCAUUUCAAUGCUCAGCAAAAGAGCCUCACCCUUUGUCGGCCAACAGUACCUGCCAACGUUGCUGGAGUGUCGAGGACGGGGUCAACAGUGUGUGCCCAAAGACAAAUGCCUCAAUGGCUAUUUUACUCAGCAGUUACCCAAAGUUCAGAAUUGUGCCCCUGAAGACAAUGUGUGCUGUACCUAUAAUCCACCCACACCUGCACCAACAACAACCACCACACAAACGCCCUACACCACCUGUGCUACCAAUAUGGCUUGUGUGGCCGCUCGCGACUGUCGUAAUGGCGAAAUUCUAAGCAAUGCUGUUGUCAACUUAGAGUCCAAGAAAUGUUUAUCCCCGAAUCUUUGCUGCGGUGUUCCUUCCACAAUGUUAACAGAGGACGGAUAUGUUUUGAAGACCCCUCCAACACCUCUGACAUAUCCGUCGCCGGAGCCAGUUAGACCUACCACCGAAGUAAGCAAUAACUAUUUACCACCAGCACCGGUAAGAACAACGAUCAGACCACAACAGACUCAGCCAAGACCUACGACUGCAGCGCCCGUGAGACAAACUCAAACCACUCCAGCCAGAUAUCAGCCAAGGCAACCGACCACCACCCAAGCACCUUUCAGACAACCACAGAAUCCAGUUUCAACAACACCACGCAGAAUUCCAUCAACCUCGCCGCCAAAAUAUUUGCCACCUUUGGAUCAUCGAGAGGAAUCUUCUAAUCAAAAUAGUAUUGUGAUGCGCGGUGAAGACCAACUGUCUCCUCAAAUAUUCCCAACAAACAAACGACCAGGAUCAUUUGCACCAGGAAAACCUACAAGUCCUAUUGGCCCAGUUGGUCCUAUCGGUCCUGUUAGCCCUGCGGGUCCGGUAGGCCCAAUUGGUUCUGCACCUGCUAAAUGUGCAUCAGCUUUGGUAUGCACCGCCGAGAACUACUGCAGUUCGAUUGGAGUUAUAAGUGAAACUCCAGUAGAAAUCACUCCAUUCAGGGUACCCCUAACAGAUUGUCUUAUUGAGGGUUCAGGUGCACCGGGAAAAUGUUGUCGCGAUGCCAACUAUGUCGAUCCCUGGCCAGUGAAUUUAGCGGGUGUUUGUGCCCAAAGAAACAAGAAUACUAAACCUCAAGGUGUGAAGGAUAUUGAUGCCAAUUUUGCCGAGAUUCCAUGGCAGGCAAUGGUCCUGAAGGAGUCUUCGAAAUCCCUGCUGUGUGGAGGAGCCAUUAUUGGCGAUUCUGUGGUUCUAACAACAGCUGCGUGCGUCCAGGGUGUAUCUGUGAGUGACCUUCGUGUGAAAGCCGGCGAAUGGCAAUUGGGCAGUACCGACGAACCACUGCCAUUCCAAUUGGUAGGCGUCAAAAAGGUGGAGGUGCAUCCCAGCUACGAUGCCAACAGUGGCUCGAACGACAUGGCUGUUCUGCAAUUAUCUCAACGCCUACAAUUUGCUUCGCACAUUCAGCCAAUUUGCAUUAGCGAUAAGGAUCCCAGUCCUUCGGAAACCUGUGUCACCACUGGUUGGGGCAAACAAGCCCUCAGCAUCCACGAAGAGGGAGCCAUUAUGCAUGUCACCACAACCACUCCCGUCUCUCGAAGCGAUUGUGGAGCCGAUAGCAGUGGUGUAUGCAGUAGCACAAAGUUCGAUGCCUGCCAAUUCGAUUCUGGCAGUGCGCUAGCCUGCGGCUCUGGUAGCAGUGUCCUGCUCAAAGGCCUCUACAGUGUCGAGAAUGCUUGCGGCGAGGGACAAGCAGUCCGCUUCGUCAAACCCGAUGUUGCUUGGGUCAACAAGCAAUUCCUCCAAACAAGUAAACCUCUGCUCCUAAGGGUGUAACUAAUUAGUAUGGCAUUCUGCAUCGAAGCGUGUUAGUGCUAAAACUACAAUUAUCUCUAGAACAUAGUGAUUUCUGUCUUCAUACUCCAAACUCAAACAACAAAAAAUCGCAACUAAAUUAUUUAAAGUUUCAUUAAAAAUCUCAUACACUCUCCCCUCGCUUUCGUCUCCCCUCACACAUUCACCACCCGAACCGUACUGCCUGCAAUACAACUCGAUCCACCACCCACCCCCGUCUAAUAUGUAACAUCGAUAUUGCAUUCCGAACACAAAAGUAGUCACACACACACUCAAGUGCAGACUUCUCUCUCUCUCUCCCUCUAUCUCUCUAUCCCUCAAGGACUCUCAACGAAAACAAACAAGACAUUGCAGUUCUUUGCAACCACUUGUUAAACCCUGUACUAAAAUUUCAAUCGACAUUUUCAAAUUGAGAUUAUUGUUUUUUUUUGUUUUAUUAUUAUGUAGAAAUAAGUUUAAAUGAAAAUGAGCGGUACUUGUGUAAUUAUAGCACUACUUUCAAUUUGCUUUGCAUACCUCCGAUUUCCACCAUGCAACAACAACUUUCAUAACAUCAUUUAAGCAAUGUACUACUAUUACAAUAUAAUACAAACGAACAUGUAUAAAAUUAUUUAUGUCUUAUUGAAGAAUUGCGUUGUA
Messenger RNA from Stomoxys calcitrans (stable fly), 2856 nucleotides. It is a transcript of the gene scaf, whose product is annotated as inactive serine protease scarface. The record is from RefSeq and is a predicted model, not a curated record. Gene Ontology annotation, molecular function: serine-type endopeptidase activity. Gene Ontology annotation, biological process: proteolysis. NCBI's taxonomy places the organism in Eukaryota, Metazoa, Arthropoda, Insecta, Diptera, Muscidae. The transcript has 7 exons. The coding region runs from base 214 to 2199 and encodes 661 amino acids.